Molecule: messenger RNA, 2243 nt
Organism: Salvia miltiorrhiza (redroot sage)
Lineage: Eukaryota; Viridiplantae; Streptophyta; Magnoliopsida; Lamiales; Lamiaceae
Product: CRM-domain containing factor CFM9, mitochondrial
Exons: 4
Coding region: 94-1791 (565 amino acids)
Molecular function (GO): RNA binding
Source: RefSeq, a predicted model, not a curated record
AACAAACUGCUAAAACCCCUAAACCCAAUCAAAAACCCUUCAAACUCCAAUUCAAUCGCGGCCGAUUUUCAAUUUCCGAAAGAUUGCAGCAAAAUGUUCUCUGUUUACACUAGAAAUCUCCGAAAUCAAUCACUCAGAACCCUCUCUUCUCUCGUCCUCAAUCAAAGGGUUGAUGUCAUCACGAGAAAUAGUUUUGCUUCAAAUUCGAUGCGUGGAAUCCCCAAUGUGAGCCUAGCGAGCUGCGAAUUGCCUUCGACGGCGAACAUGUGGAGCUGUUUUGAUGGAGCACGGCGUUUCUCAGCGAAGAGUAUGAGGAGUAAAGUGGAGAAGCGGAUGCAGCGGGAGUCCGGCAAAACCCUAAGGGAAAUUCGGAGGGCGAAAAAAUUGAGGAAGAAAUUGAUGACUGAUGAAGAACGUCUCAUCUACAAUCUUAGAAGGGCAAAGAAAAAGGUGGCUUUGCUUCUUCAGAAGCUGAAAAAGUAUGAACUACCAGAACUUCCACCUCCUCGCCACGACCCUGAGCUGUUCACUGCAGAGCAGUUGCAGGCAUACAAGAAGAUUGGCUUCAGAAAUAAGAACUAUGUUCCUGUUGGUGUUCGUGGCGUCUUUGGAGGAGUUGUUCAGAACAUGCACCUUCACUGGAAAUUCCAUGAGACGGUCCAAGUUUGUUGCGAUAAUUUCCCCAAGGAAAAGAUUAAGGAGAUGGCAUCCAUGCUUACAAGAUUGAGUGGAGGGAUUGUCGUGAACGUGCACAAUGUGAAAACCAUUAUCAUGUUUCGUGGCAGAAAUUAUCGCCAACCUAAGAACUUGAUACCUAUCAAUACUCUCACGAAAAGGAAGGCAUUAUUCAAGGCACGAUUUGAACAGGCCCUCGAAUCUCAGAAACUUAACAUAAAAAAGAUUGAACAAGAGCUUCGCAGAAAGGGUGUUAAUCCUGAUGAUCCAGUUGCCAUGGCUAGCAUCCAGAGAGUGGCCUCGACAUUUUUCAAUGCUAUUGAUAAGAGAGAGGGAAGUCCCUACGUCUUCCGAGAGGACAAGACAACACAAGUGGCAUCUGAGGGCUCUCAACAGCCGCAAGAUGCUGGAGAUGACAGUGAUCAGGAGGAGCUCGACCGCUUCAUUGCAGACAUAGAAGAUGCGGCUGAUAAAGAAUGGGCCGAGGAGGAAUCAGCAGAGAAGGAAGAGCUUCACCGGAUUAAAUACUGGAAUAGAGAAGAUUUUGGGGGUAGAUACCAAAGAUUCGAAGGUAACAGAAACGAGGACUCGGAUGAUGAAAUGAGGGAGAGUAUGAGAUACAGGGAUCAGAGGCGUAGGGGGAGAGCCUCUGAUAGUGAGGUUGAAGGCGAUGACGAGUUUGAAUCUGAUGGCAUCGGAGAAGUGGUUCCUCGGAGUUUUGUGGAUGACUCUGACGAAUCUAACGGGGAGAGACGUCAGCGUAGCAACGCUGGUAGAGCCAACAGCAGGGGAUUUGGGAGAAAUGAAAUGAAACCCAAAGGUAGGAAGAAUAAGAAUACUGUUUCAGAACAUGCAUUAAGUGAUUUGGAAGAUAUAACGUGGGAUUCAGAGGGCGAAGGGCGUGGCCUGAGGGAUUCAAGAACAUCAAACUAUAAGCGUAGGAACAGUAGGGAUGAUGAUAACUUUGAACAACUGGACACAAGUAACAGAGGAUCACAUAGAGGCACUUCAGCAACGUUGAAAGGAAGUGCUUUUGCUCGAGAUCCUUUUAGUGGAUCGGAGAUAGCAGAAUGGGAAUCAGAUGCAACAUCAGGAGAUGAUGAAGGCAGCAAAUAAUCGACAAUGAAGUGUACUAGAAUCAGAAAAUCGAAGAAUGUGGGGUGAAAUUUGAACUGUUUCAGCUGCAUAUAAAGCUUCCCUAGUUACUUAUCAAAUGAUGCAGGUUACAGGAUUUCGAGCUUUUCUGUUCCUUGUCAAGAAAAGGAGCAAACUGGAUGGAGGUUCGUGAUCCGCCGGCGGUGGAGAAGUUUUUAUGGCUCGCCGUUGCCGUCGCUGCCGUCGAGCUCGAUAUGUUCGUUGCUGCUCUCUUCUCAAACAGCAUGGAAAUGGGGAUGAGUGGAAUUGUUGAUGUGGAAUUUCUUUUAUCAAUUCUUUUUUGUAGAUUUUACCACAUGUCGACAAUUGAGGCCAAGGAAGAUGGAAUUUAGUUCUCCAUGUAUCGAUUUGUGGCGAAAUAGUCUUAAAAACACGCUUAAUUUUCUCUAAUACAUAAAGUUUAUACCUAAAAA